AAAUCUACCGCGACAUCUCAAAGAAUUAAAGAAAACAAAAAAAAAAUGGCGAGUAUAAAGAUUAUGAAUUUUUUUAAAACUUCCAAUAGAAAAUGUAAAAUUAAUAUUAUAGGACUAAUAAUGAGAAAUGUACACGAUAUAACUUCAAAAUCUGCUAAAAAAAUUACUCAUACUGGUCAGAUAUAUGAUGAAGAUGAUUAUCGCAAUAUACGAUUUGUAAAUAGACCAAAAGAGGUUAAUGAUAAUUGGGCCAUAAAAUUGAUAGCAGAAGUUUCUCCUACAUCAGCAAAAGAAAAAAUUGUGGCAUGUGAUGGAGGUGGUGGACCUCUAGGACAUCCAAAAGUUUAUAUUAAUCUGGAUAAACCUGGUAAUCAUACUUGUGGAUAUUGUGGUUUACGCUUUUAUAAAGAAGAUCAUUAAAUAAAUGCAAUAUAUACAUAUAGUUAAAUUGUAAAUUACGAAUUUAUUUUAUGUAUAUUUAUAGUAAUAAAUGUUAGAAAUAUGUACAUAG
Apis florea (little honeybee) is the source of this 511-nucleotide messenger RNA. RefSeq names its product NADH dehydrogenase (ubiquinone) 13 kDa A subunit (gene ND-13A). Gene Ontology annotation, biological process: mitochondrial electron transport, NADH to ubiquinone. The record is from RefSeq and is a predicted model, not a curated record. Gene Ontology annotation, cellular component: respiratory chain complex I. Lineage: Eukaryota; Metazoa; Arthropoda; Insecta; Hymenoptera; Apidae.